AUGGCGAAAACUCAAGACAGCCCAUUGCAGGUUGCCGUUGUUGGAUAUGGACUGGCUGCCAAAGUCUUCCAUAUACCCUUCAUCCAAGCUUCACCUCUCCUCGAGUUAAAUGCCAUCGUACAACGCAAACCGACCAAGGAAUCAUCAGCCCCCGAUGACCACCCCUCGCUCGCGCAUUACACUACCCUCGACCCCGUGUUACAAGAUCCAGCGAUUGAUCUUGUUGUCAUUACAACCCCUCCAGACUCCCACUUCAAUCUGUCAAAGCUCUGUUUACAGGCUGGAAAGCAUAUUCUUGUCGAAAAGCCAUUUGUGCCGACGGUGGAGGAGGCCGACCAAUUGAUUGGCAUUGCCCGCGAGAACAACCGAUUGAUCUGUGUCUACCAGAACAGGCGAUGGGAUAGUGACUUUCUCACUGUCAAGGGUCUGAUCAAAGAUGGCAUUUUUGGUCGGAUUUACGAAGUUGAUACGCAUUUCGACUAUUAUCGCCCUGAGCAUUUCGAGACCUGGAGAGGCCAGCUGGGCACAACCGAGGGUGGUGGAGCCCUGUUUGAUCUAGGAGCGCACCUGAUCGACCAGGCUUACACACUAUUUGGUGUGCCUUCUUCGGUGUACGGAGUGCUCUCGAGCCAACGAGAUGGACGCAUAAGCCCAGACAGGCCGGACAGCGUGCAAGCGCAGCUAAACUACGCUAACGGGCUCAUUGUCAACAUUCGAAUCAGCGACAUGAGUGUUGAAACAACACAGAGGCGAUUUUGGAUUCGUGGAACGAAAGGUUCUUUCACCAAGAAUGGGAGAGAUUCGCAAGAAACCCAACUUGAGGCGGGAUUGGCUCCUGAUGCUACCGGGUUUGGAGAAGAGGGUCCUGCGAACAAAGGGCAUCUUGUUUGUGUGGAUGCGGACGGAAAAUUUCAAGACAGGGACUAUAUUAUCGAGGCGCCCAAGACAUAUGGCGGUCUCUAUGAAGGCUUUGUCGAGGCGAUCCGAUCUGGGAGUGAAGAUGCCGUUCCGGUACCGCCAACUGAGGCCAGAGAAGUCUUGCGUGUCAUCGACGCCAUUUACAGAAGCGCAAAGAUCGGACAGGUGGUUGAGAUUUAA
This is a messenger RNA of Fusarium vanettenii 77-13-4, 1098 nucleotides long. RefSeq lists its product as uncharacterized. Lineage: Eukaryota; Fungi; Ascomycota; Sordariomycetes; Hypocreales; Nectriaceae. Gene Ontology annotation, molecular function: nucleotide binding. The transcript has 2 exons. The record is from RefSeq and is a predicted model, not a curated record. The coding region runs from base 1 to 1098 and encodes 365 amino acids.